This is a messenger RNA of Diorhabda carinulata, 6813 nucleotides long. RefSeq names its product ATP-dependent RNA helicase DDX3X (gene bel). Bases 338 to 2446 code for a protein of 702 amino acids. NCBI's taxonomy places the organism in Eukaryota, Metazoa, Arthropoda, Insecta, Coleoptera, Chrysomelidae. Gene Ontology annotation, biological process: cell differentiation; gamete generation. The record is from RefSeq and is a predicted model, not a curated record. Gene Ontology annotation, molecular function: RNA binding; ATP binding; RNA helicase activity. The transcript is spliced from 8 exons. Gene Ontology annotation, cellular component: nucleus; P granule.
ACUACGAAUUUCAAAAAAAAUCUAGUUAUACUUUCUUUGACGUAACACAAUGUCAUUUAAACAUUUUUCAUAAAUUUUGUACCAUAAAUUUUCGUACAUCAACAUUCUAAUAAACCCUUUAAACAAGAAUAGUUUUAGCAAACAUUCCCAAAAUCCACCAGGAACCUCUUUGACUUGCGCAGUCGCUGACAUUCUGACAUUUCACAACUUGUGUCGUGUGUGAACGUAACGUACGGCUUUUGUGAUAUUGUGAUUCACUAAAAACGCUUUUCCUGAAAUAUAUGCUGGAAGUUUUUAUAUUAAAAAACUUCUAUUACACGUCUUGAAUUGUUAUAAUAUGAGUAAUGCACCCAACCAAAAUGGAUCAGGUCUAGAGCAGCAAUUUGCUGGUCUGGACUUGCAGAGUCGCAGCUCGAGCAGCAGCGGCCGUUACGUGCCCCCGCACUUACGCAACAAACAGUCUUCACAAUCUCAACAAUCUUCUGAUAAUAAUUACGAUAAAGAUCGUUACGAAAGAGAUCGUAGCGGACUCGAUUCACGAGAUAGAGGAGGCAGCAGAGGAGGUAGCAGAAACUUUGGCAGAGAAAAAGAUAAUAGGGGUGGGGAUUUUUCUAGUUUUAAUACAAGGAAUAGAAGAGAUUUUCAAAACGGCGAUGCUUAUGACAGGCAUGACUGGGGUAGUGGACGCAAUAACGACAGGGACAGGGACCGUAACACCGAUCUUCAACCGCGCAAUGAUCGCUGGCAGGAACCAGAGCGUUCUUCAAGAGGUAACGAUCGAGAUGGGGGCGGUAGGUGGAAUGACAAUGGAGGUGGAGGUGGCCGCUGGAAUGAAAACCGCAGGAACAUUUCUUCCGAAAGCGAUUGGACGAUCCCUAUGCCAAGAGACGAACGCAUCGAACAAGAAUUGUUUGGCAUUGGCAACACUGGAAUUAAUUUUAGUAAAUAUGAAGAUAUACCGGUGGAGGCAACUGGAGACAGAGUCCCCCGUCACAUUACAUCUUUUGAGGAAGUACAGCUGACAGAGCUAAUUCGUAGCAAUAUUGCUAUGGCUCGUUAUGAUUCCCCUACUCCGGUACAGAAAUAUGCUAUACCGAUUAUCAUAUCGAAGAGAGACGUAAUGGCGUGCGCGCAAACGGGAUCCGGCAAGACGGCCGCUUUCCUUGUACCAAUUUUGAAUCAGAUGUUUGAAAAUGGUCCUCCAAAUAUUCAGCAUGGUAGAGGCAGACGCAAGCAGUUCCCUCUAGGGUUGGUAUUAGCACCAACUAGAGAAUUGGCAACACAAAUUUAUGAUGAAAGCAAAAAAUUUUCUUAUAGGUCAAGAGUUAGACCUUGUGUUGUUUAUGGUGGCGCUCAUAUAGGCGAUCAAGUGCGUGAAUUAGAACGCGGAUGCCACCUUCUUGUAGCAACUCCUGGUCGUUUACUCGAUUUAAUAGACAGAGGACGUAUCGGACUCGAUUAUUGUCGUUAUCUUGUACUUGAUGAAGCCGACAGAAUGUUAGACAUGGGUUUUGAAGUUCAAAUUAGACGUAUCGUCGAAAAAGAAACUAUGCCAAAAACUGGUGAAAGACAAACUUUGAUGUUUUCAGCAACUUUUCCAUCUCCCAUCCAAAUGUUGGCUAGGGAUUUUCUCGAUAAUUAUAUUUUCUUGGCAGUCGGCAGAGUAGGAAGUACAUCUGAGAAUAUUACCCAAAAAGUGGUGUGGGUAGAAGAACACGAUAAAAGAUCAUUUUUAUUGGAUCUAUUGAACGUUGCAGAUUUGCAACAACCUUCGGCAGAAAGUUUAACUCUAGUUUUUGUGGAAACGAAAAAAGGGGCUGACGCUUUGGAAGAAUUUUUGCACAAUGAAGGUUAUCCUGUAACAUCGAUUCACGGUGACAGGAUUCAAAGAGAAAGAGAAGACGCCCUUCGGCAAUUCAGAUCAGGGAAUACUCCGAUUUUGGUUGCUACCGCUGUUGCUGCCAGAGGAUUGGAUAUUCCUCACGUCAAACACGUUAUUAAUUUUGAUUUACCUUCCGACAUCGAAGAAUAUGUACACCGAAUUGGACGUACAGGCCGAAUGGGUAAUUUAGGUCUAGCAACAUCAUUCUUCAAUGACCGCAACAGAAAUCUGUCUAGCGCUAUGUUAGAUCUAUUAAUUGAAGCCAAACAGGAAUAUCCUAGUUGGUUGGAGAGUGUAGCUGCCGAUGGUAGAGUACCUAGCGCAAGUAGAAGAGGUGGGAAAGGUAGGUAUGGUAAUAGCGGAGGAGGAAGUUUUGGUAGCAGAGAUUAUCGUCAACAAUCCGGAGGUGGUAGUCAAAGAGGACAAAGAUCUAGUGGUGGCGGUGGAUACGGAAAUAAUGGAUAUGGAAACGGAGGGAAUCAUUAUGGAGGAAUGGAUAGAGGAAGUAACUUUGGAGGAAACUACAACAACUCUAACAGUCGCGAUGAUUGGUGGGAAAAUUAAGAGUAAUUAAGCUCGACAGAUUAUUAGAUUAAAAUACUUAACACGUACCUAUUUACCUCCCGAUACGUACUUCUAGUAAUCCAGUCUCUACUUUAAUGUCAGUGUUAUCUCGCUCUCCAAUUCUCCACCCAACAUUUCCCUAUAUAUUUAUUAUUUUCAAGUCAUUAUUUAUUUCAGAAAAUAAACUCCUGACGAUAAUAGUAAAAUUUUCCUCCCAGUUUUCGUUUUGAAAAACUCUCCUUGUGUACCUUGUUAUAGGAAACUUACUGAUAAAAAAAAACAAAAAUAAUAGGAAAACUAUUGUUAAGAAUACGUGUAUUAUUCUUUUCUUUUUUCCGUGGUCUAUUACGAGCAUUUUUGUGAUUUAAUAUUGAAAAGUUUUCUUGAGGAAAAACAGUUUUAGCUGAAACUAUUGAAAAAUUAAAUAUUUCGAUGACUUUCGCAAGUAUUGGACUUGAUAUGUUUGAUUUAAAAAAAUAUGUUUUCCAAAUUUAAAAAGUUAUAAUAUUAAUAUUUUGAGGUAAAUAACAUGGAGAGUGAGUCAAUCAAACAUUACAUUCUGUGCAAAUUCUUUUCAAAAUUUUCGAUGGUUUUGAAUUUUAAACAAAGUAAAUGUGCUUCAGCUUCACUGUAGUUUGACAAACCAUUGAAGCAAGUAACUCCACAUGUGGAGUAAAUAGAUAAUUGAGAGUGAGCCAUUUAGGGAAUCAAUCAAACAUUAUAUUCUAUUCAAAUUCUUUCAAAUUUAAAAUGGCUUUGAAUUUCAAACAAAGUAAAUGUAUCAUUUUGCCUCGUCUUGUUUGUAGUUUGACAAACAAUUGGAGUAAGUAACUUAAUGGGAAAAAUACCGUUACCACUUAAUGAAUCAUUCAACCAUUACAUUCUGUUCGAAUUCUGUUUAAACUUGAAAUGUUUUUAAAAAUAUUGGUCAAUAUAAGUGUGUCAUUUUGUCAAAUCUUCACUGUAGUUUCCAUCAAAUAUAACAAAAUAAAAGUAAAGUUUGUCGCAUAACUACCAUCGUAAAAAAUUUUAACUACAAUUUCUAUUUCUAUAGAACAAUUGAGUGUAUAGGAUGUCCACGUUUUGACCUCUAUUGGCCAUGUAUUGCCUCACAUUCGAAUUAAAAUACCUUUAAGAUCUCCAAUAUAAUAUGAAGAGUUUGUAUUUCAAUAGUUUGCGGAAACAAAACAGCUAAAAUUGUAUUUCCUGUCAAAGAUGAAAACUUGUCAUGCAGUGCUCCUAACUUUUGUUUAAGAAUAUUAGAAGUGUGUAUUAAUAAAAAGAAUUUUAAUAUAAAUCUCUCUUUAAUAAAUGUCGAAAAUGAUAGUAAGAGUACUACCGAUAGUUUUUGAAUAGUAAAUCAAUUUGAUUGAAAUUGGAAAUUUUAAUGAUACGUGAAAAUAUUUAAUGAGGAAUUUGAAAUUUUGUAAAUAAAAUGUUUCUUGUAAACUGUUGGUAGUACGCUUUCUAUCCGAAGCUGGUUGAUCGAAUAAUUUCAUAAACAAAAAUUUGAAACACAAGAUUUUUCAUACAAAAUCUGUUGAUAUCUCGUUCUCCAUUCUACAGAUUUGAGUUUGUCAUAAGGGACAUUGGUGUAAAGUGACGAAAAAAAAUGCAUUAUGUAUUUUUAGUGGUGUAGUUGUAUCUGUGAAUAGAUUACUCUUCUUCAAAAAUGACAUUUUUCUCAAUUUUACUUGACCAAGAAACUUUGUUUUCACUCUCCGAAUAACAAAUUUUGACAUCUGUAUCCUGAUCAAAAUCAAAACCUCGUAAGACCAAAAAUGUAAUUUUAUAAAUACAAAAACAUUGUCUUUGAUAGUAAUGGGUAAGGUAAAGAAAAUUGAAUGAUUUUGGAUUAUUUUGAAAGAAAACUCAUUUUGUUCGGAAAAUACAUGGAAUUUACCAAAUUUUCCAAAAUAAUUUCCUCAGAAUCUUCUAAAAUAGAAGAAAAUAGACUAAAAACUGAGAAAAUUUAGACUAAAAGAAAAUUGAAUGAUUCUGGAUGAAUUAUUUUGAAAGAAAACUUAUUUUGUUCGGAAAAUACUCAAAAUUUUCCAAAAUAAUUUCCUCAGAAUCUUCUAAAAUAGAAGAAAGUACACUAAAAAUUACUAAACGAAAAUCACACUGAGAGACAUGGUUUUCACAUAUAACGAAAAGUUUCAAUAGAUGUCGCUACUAAUUCAAAACUUACAAAAUUCGAUAUACAAAGUUUCGACAUUCCGGUGAUUUGUUUGAUUCACUAUACUACGAGUUGUUUAUGAAAUUAUUGUCAGGAAACGGCUUAUAGGUCGAUUUUUCGAGAGGGCUCAAAUAGCGUUGCAGUUACAGCUAUUUAGGGCGCUAAGAAUUAUGUACAUUUUGACUGUGAUAUUUUUACCGAUCUAAGCGAAUAAUCAUCGUUAACUCGAUUAUAUAGCUCGAAGCUGUGACGAAUUUAAUGGAAAGUUAUGAGACGUAGAUAAAAAUACAGUCAAGUGACGUUGACGCGACGGAUAAAUCUUAGCGUAUUUAAUUUAUAUUUAAAAAAAAGAGUUAAGUUUUUAUAUAGAUAUAUAUAUAUAAAAAAAAUAAUAAUAAAAUAGUUUAUAAGGUCGAUAAUUUAGAUGUUAGAGUGGGCACGGUCUUCCUUUUGAGAAGCUUCUAUAUUUUGAUAAUGUUUUUUCAAAACUACCCCGAUUUUUAUGAAAAUAAUUUCGAAUCUUAACAAGAGAUUAGUAAAAAAAUUGUUAUAAUAUUAUCAAAGAAAAUUAGAAAAAUAGGACGAUAGAAUUUUUUUCUAGUGAUGUACGAAUUUAAUUUGACCGGUUAUACGUCAGUAGGUGUCUUUAGAUCAUGUAGUUGAAAUUAUAGAACGACUACUGGGGUGUUCUCGACUCGUAAAGUGACAUAAGUGUAUAAUAGUGUGAAAAUUUCAAAAAAUCGUACUUUUUUGAAUUUGCUGUCUAAACCGGUACGUUUUUCUCAUUGGUCUUCUGCAGUUGCUACAUCUAACAUCAUGAUAGUAUCUCGCAUAGAUAUUUAUGAUUAAUGCUGUCAAAAAUUUUGUCUAGCAACUUAUAAUUGCCACAAAGCGAGUUUUAGCUUUUCUUGGUAACACUUUUUGAGCUGGAAAAAUUCUAAAAUAAUGUUCUAAGUACUAUUUUCUCAUCAUCGUAAUAUCACUUUCUAGGGGUUGCCAACCGUCUUGAAGAGGCACCAAGGCGCGGAAGUUUUAAUUGGGCGAGUAGAUUUUCUAUACUGUUACACUUUGAUUUUGUUUAAUAGUUAUGAAAAUACUUCUAAAAACAUCCCAUUUCAUAUUUUUUCUCCUAAUUUUGGGAGGGAAUCGCUAAGUUGGGAACUGUGGGAUCAAAUCACCGAUAAAGGUCUUUCUUUCUUUUCCCCCUCGUCUUCCUUAUACCCCCAUCUCGUGUCGGACACCUACAGAGGAUACUAGAAAAAAAUUCUUUCGUGCGAUUUUUAUUUAAUUUCUAUGAUUUUUUGAAAGAGCGUGAAAAAACUCAGUAAUUUUUAAAUUGCAAGAUUAUUUUUCCACUUUUCAGUGGAUUUUUAGCUGUAAUUCCAGGGAUAUUUAUUUUCAGUGUAUUUUUUUGAGUACAUAUUGAAAAAAAUGACGUUUUUCUCCAUAUUCCAAUGGGGUAAAAAACAAUAACGAAACUUGGUGGUUUAAAAAUCAUUAUCAAGUUUUUAGCUCGCUCCUUUUAGUGUCUUAACAACAGUACUAGGUCGUGAAGGACAAAAAUAAAGGUCAAGCAUCCGAAUUUUUGAACAUCUGUUUUUAAUUCCGCUCUAGUAUUGUAUAAUUUCAAACUGGACCCUUCCCAGCUGUUUUUUACUAAAUAUACGUUUAUAAUUUGUAUAUUUUUUAUUGUAUUAUUUUUUAUUUUCUAGAUUUUUUUUUUAAUUUAUUUAAGUCGUUAAAUAUACAGGAAUAGAAAUUAUUUCUUAUAUUUAAAAACCGAUUUUUUUUUACUACAUAAGAGCAAUUUUUUUUAAUUAACUCUACCUGUGAUACAGUUAGAAAAUGUGUGCCUAUUCUAACUGAAUGUGGAACAAAUCACAUUCUGAACAUUUGAAAAAAGUUAUUCGAGAUAACGUAACGAGGAGCUGUGACUGCAACUUAAUUGUUUAAAUAGAAAACUGGAGACUUUACCGUGAUACAAACAAUCGUCCUCGUCGGAUAUUAUUUUUUAUUUUUUUUUCGGUUUGUGUCAUUUCUCUCCAGAUCGGUUUCGUUGAUUUAUUAAGGGAAUAUGAGUUUGAAGGAAUGGAAAAAUGCUCCACUAUCUUUUACAGAGCAUUAUAAUUUUAAUGCAUUUACACAAUUUGUUCUGUUAGAAAUCAAUUAAUAAAAAUUUCAAAAUUUC